Cordyceps militaris CM01 is the source of this 1593-nucleotide messenger RNA. RefSeq names its product Fungal specific transcription factor. The transcript has 2 exons. The record is from RefSeq and is a predicted model, not a curated record. Gene Ontology annotation, biological process: DNA-templated transcription. NCBI's taxonomy places the organism in Eukaryota, Fungi, Ascomycota, Sordariomycetes, Hypocreales, Cordycipitaceae. Gene Ontology annotation, cellular component: nucleus. Bases 1 to 1593 code for a protein of 530 amino acids. Gene Ontology annotation, molecular function: zinc ion binding; DNA binding.
AUGUACUGGUUGACCUCGUUCUGCACAAAGCUCACACAUGGCCAUCGCAGGACCCGUCGCAGAAAAUGCAUCCGCUCGCAGCAGGGCCUCACCUGCGACUACUGCGCCGCGCGCGGCCUCGACUGCCACCUCAGCGCCGAGACGGUGUUCCAGUCCGACGGCUACGAGACGAUUGUGCCGUGGCGGUCGCACGCGCUGACGCACAAGUCCAAGCUGCUGCCGCCGACCGACCUCUGCCUCGAGCUCAUCCACCUCUACUUCCGCUACGUGCACGUCUCGUUCCACGUGCUCUUCCACAAGCCGUCCUUCCUCGACGCCUACGCCCGCGGCUCGCUGCCGCGCAUCCUGCUGCUGGCCGUCAUGGGCCUCGCCGCGCGCUUCGCCCGCCACGCGAGCCUGGCCGCCACCCCGCCCAGGGAGCGCGGACGCCGCUUCGUCAAGGAGGCCGAGCGGCUGCUCGACCUCCACGACAUGUCGCUGACGACGAUCCAGGCCUGCCUGAUGCUCGGCGCCGCGGCCGUGGUGGAGGGCGGCCGGGCUACCGAGUCCGUCUACUUUAGCAUCGCGUGCCGCACCGCGCUGCUGAUUGACCUGCCAAACAUUGCUGCGCCGACGCUUGUUGAAGAGGAAGUCAACCGAAGAGUUUGGUGGACCGUCUACGAAACGGAUACCUGGUCGUCCACCGCGGUCCGGCUGCCCAAAAUGAUGCCGUUUCGCAAUAUACCCUUGCCAAUGGCCGAAGAUGUAUUCCUCGGACUCCCCCUCACGCAGCCGGCAGUGGCAUCGCCAGACUCCCACCGCCCCGUGGCAGAUCAGCUACCAGUUCCGUCCCCAGACUCGUUGAUUGCGCAGGCCAUGACCAUUGGCUUCACGCUCUCGAAAAUCGACCAGAUCAAUUCUCGCGCGGCUUCCGGGCUCGUCAAGUACGUUGAUCUCAUCCAAGAAGUAGACUGCAUCUGGCGGGAACUGCACCGCUGGCACUCCAACCUACCCGCCAACCUGGUCAACACGCCAGACAACAUUGUCUACUGGUCCAGCAAGAACCAGGGAAACUUGUUCGUCUUCCUCCACAUGAACUACUACCACCUCUGCCAGCUGCUAUUCUACCAGUUCAUCUACCAUAGCGCCCACGACAAGGAGUGUCCUCCGCUCGCCCUCGAGUUCGCCGCCCGGUGCCGCGACGCCUCCUCGCAGCUGUGCGAGCUCCUGCACGCGGCCAGCGCGUCGCCGCACACGGAGCUUCUCAACUCGCUUGUCGGGCACGUGCUGACCAUUGCCUCGACCGUGCAGCUGCACAUCCUGCUGUUCGGCGAGAAGGACGCCGAGACGCAGAAUGCGCGGCGGCUGCUGGAGCGCAACUUUGCGCUGCUCACCCGUCUGGAAGUGUACUGGCCGUGCCUCGAUAUCUCGUUUGCGCGGCUGGAGGCGUUUCAUGAGGCGUGCGCGCGCUUCCAAGACGGCUCGCAGUUCCGCAUGGAUCAAUGGAUGCUCACGUUUCUGCUCGAGUUUGCGACGGCGGUUCCGAGGAACAGAACGGCGGAGAGCAACACCGUUUCGCACAACUCAUGGCGCAAUAUCCUCGGCGGGCGCUAA